Messenger RNA from Chaetura pelagica (chimney swift), 1572 nucleotides. RefSeq names its product cell division cycle associated 7-like (gene CDCA7L). The coding region runs from base 67 to 1203 and encodes 378 amino acids. Gene Ontology annotation, cellular component: nucleus. The transcript is spliced from 8 exons. NCBI's taxonomy places the organism in Eukaryota, Metazoa, Chordata, Aves, Apodiformes, Apodidae. Gene Ontology annotation, biological process: regulation of DNA-templated transcription. The record is from RefSeq and is a predicted model, not a curated record.
CUAUUUCAGCCUAGGUACCUCACUGUAGAACUGCAGAGGAUUUUCACUGAAGACACUGACUCUGAAAUGGAAACGUUUGAAGGCUUCGCUUCAAGUGAGGUGGAUGUGAACAAGAAAGGAGUUCAGGUAAAGGCAGCAUUAAAGUCGAACUUGGUUGAUGAAGAACACGAUAACUUACCUGGUAGUGAGGAACAAGAGGAGGAAGAGGUGAAGAAGAAAGUUUCACCCAAGAGAAGCUUUGGCCUUCGUGUUGCCUUGCAGUUUCCCACCAGAAAGUCGUCUGAGAAAAAAGUGCCUGAACAGGCUUUUUCUGACUUACCUCUAAAGGACAGUGAAUCCCUCACACAUCUUUCAAAAGAAAUAAGCUGCAAGGGGUGGGACAAACAAGAGGGAUCUGCUUCAGAGUCUGAAGAAGACAUUAAAGAAUCACAGGAGGAAAGCUCCAGUGCUCUUCUUAAGAGAGCCAUGAACAUUAAAGAAAAUAAAGCCAUGCUUGCCCAGUUGCUGGCAGAACUGAAUUCCAUACCUGACCUGUUCCCAGUGAAAACACCCACUUCCACUCCUUCGAAACAGAGGAAAAUCCCCAGGAGGACAUUUUCUGAAGGCCAGAUAACACGUCGCAUGAACCCAACCAGAAAUGCUCGUCCGCCAGAAAAUUUUGCUGUGGAAAAAUUUACUAUGUCAGCUGUUAAAUUUGCAGAACAAUUCCGUAGCUAUAGACAGCAAAACCUCCUGACGAAGAGACUCAGUGUGGGGAAUUGUGGAGUGCACAGAAGGAGGAGAUCAUCAAGGUAUUCAUCUCACCGUCCGGUAGAAGAUAUUACCGAGGAGGAAUUGGACAACAUUGCAAUCACUGUUAAAGACAAAAUCUAUGACAAAGUUCUGGGUAGUACUUGCCACCAGUGUAGACAAAAGACAAUUGAUACAAAGACAGUCUGUCGCAGCGAGGGCUGUGGAGGAGUAAGGGGGCAGUUUUGUGGACCGUGUCUUCGAAAUCGGUAUGGGGAAGAUGUGAAAUCAGCAUUGCUUGAUCCAGCCUGGAUCUGUCCUCCUUGUCGCGGGGUGUGCAACUGCAGCUACUGCCGCCGGCGGGACGGGCGCUGUGCCACUGGCAUGCUCAUCCACUUGGCCAAGUUCUACGGCUACAACAACGUCAGGGAGUACCUGGAAAGUUUACAGAAACAACUAGCGGAUGACAAUUAAGAACACUGAACUCAAGCUGUGCCUGCAACUAGUUCUUACGUUGACAAAUUUUUACUUCAAAAGGUUAUUGCUAUGUUUUAUAUAAGAUAGAACUGUAGAGUAUAGUAUACGCAUUUCUGUGUUGGGAACUUUUUUAUUGAUGUGGUCUUAUGCAAAGAUCUCUCAGGAAAAUGUUUUGGUAGAGAAAUCUACAUGCACAGACCUAUAUGUUAAGUGAAAUGGCACUCUUGUAUCUUGAGUGGUUAAUUUUUAAUAGAGCUACACAACCACAUGAUAGAGAAGCUGGUCAAUUGUAGCAAUAUUUUAUUUAUAUAAUUGUGCAAGUUUGCAGAAAGGGUGUUUAACAACUACCUGUAAAGCACACCCUGU